GGUUCCUCGGGCCAAGGCUUCCUCGCGUCAAAGGAACGAAGGAUCCAGAGAAACAAGAUCCAGGGAAUAUAAACAUAAGAAGUCUAAAACCCUAUUAAAGAAAAAUAAUUAGAAAGAAACGUAAUAAAGAAAAUAUAUAUACAUAUAUUUAGACAUUUUUAUGGAAGAUAUUUAUUUACAUUGAGCUGAAUUAUUUGACCAUGGCACCUCCCAACAUCGCUCCCUUGGAGAAUAUAUUGCAGAACAGUAUAGAAAAUCUCAUGGUAGCUGAACAGCAACUGCGAGAUAAAGGAGAUGAAUAUCGAGCUGAAGAAAACUUUGAUCUUGAAAAGUUCUGGAAAAAUAUUAAAGUUAUUUCUCAAAAGUUGUCCUUUGAAUGCAGCAAAAUAUGUAUCUGUUUUAGCCAGUAUCCAAUACCAUCUGCCAGUGAAACAAGCAGUCUUAUGACGUCACUUGAACAAGCGGUUUUGGCAUUGGUGUCUGCUUGUUAUGGUCUCCCACCAGCCUGUGGCCAAUGUCUUCGUGAUAAUGUUCAAUAUGGGAUACUUAGAGCUAUUCAAUCAACGCGACAACUUUUGAAGAUUAUAAAGGAUGAAGGGGGUGAAGCUAUGGCUGCCAGGUACCGUCAGUCCACAGGCAUUGUAUGGCAAGGAUGUGACAAAUUAGAGAAAUGUCCACGUGAUAAUAAAGCUACAGUUUUGAUGGAGCUGAGAGGGCAAAAUGCUUUGGUAUCUGAUGCAUUUGAUGAAAUUGCUGAGGCUCUAAAGGGUGAUGGAAGUGGUUGGAACAAUCUUGGAGAUGAAGAAGAGGAGAUGGAGGAUGAAGAAGAUGAAAAAUGGUCAAAUGAAGACAAAGAUCUUAUUGGCCCAUCUGUCAACCUUAUCAAGGCUGCAAAGAUUCUAUACAAAAGAGUCAUGGAUGCUGUUGAGAAGAAUGGCUCCAGUGACACUCCUCAGGCAAUAAAAGAACUUGAUCAACUGCACGAUGACUGUAAGAUGGUCUCGAAGACAAUAGACACACUCAUCUUGGAGCUGUAUCCUCCACUUAAUGUAGUUAAUAUGGAAGAGCAGUCACACCACUUAGCAUCCCUCUUGAAGACUGCCAUGAAGACCUGUGCCCAGACCCACAUAGCAACUGAAGCAGAGCAGCCACAGCUAGAAUUCAUUACCAAGGCCAUUGAUCACAACCUUGACCGUAUGAAAGAAAAGCUUAGCCAACGGUAAUGGCAACCACUGUCUUUGUAUAUUGUUAAAUUGGUUCUAGAAAAACUGGCAUAUGCUAUGUGUAUUGUUGCUAGAGUGAUAUUGGUUAAAAAUAUUUUGCUUUUCCUGUGCUGUGAAUUAUGUUUGUAUAAAGAAUAUUUUUGAAAGACUAUUCAGUACUGAUUUUAUAUUGAAAUUUACCAUAAAAAUCUCUGAUGGAUAUGAUUUCAUGAUUGUCAUCAUUUGUUAUGAAAUAGAAAUGCAGUUUUUUUUAAGCUACAUGUUAAUGAAGCCUAUAAACUAAAUGUUUGUCAUUUUGUUGCAUUUUAUGUUUGAUAUGGAUUUAAAUAUACUUCAAAAUAUUCAAAGUAAAGAUUUUUUACUUCAUAUUAGACUGAGGCACAUUUAUGCAAAAGGAAAGUGAAGCAAUCUAUUAAAAAAGGAUUUACAAAACAGAGAUUAAUUAUGGCUUCUCUCCUAUUUCAUUUAUCAUUACAUAUGUUUUGAUUUUGUUGCUGUUGAUAUUGUAUCAUUUUUUUUGUUAAUCUUACUUGUUGAGUAUCGGGUGAACCAUUGAUUUAUGGAAAGUAUUUUGCUUUCAGUUUAAACACUGUGCUUCAAUAGCUAACAUCUUCAAUAUUCUUUUUUCAUUUUUGCGAGACAGGCUGUUUUUAUUAGUGCACAUAGUAAUUGAGGCAUAUAUAAAAAAAAUUGAUGUUUAUAUAAAGAGAAAGUCAAUAAAAUUCCUUAAAUGCUA
Molecule: messenger RNA, 1959 nt
Organism: Penaeus chinensis
Lineage: Eukaryota; Metazoa; Arthropoda; Malacostraca; Decapoda; Penaeidae
Product: cyclin-D1-binding protein 1 homolog
Exons: 8
Coding region: 201-1223 (340 amino acids)
Biological process (GO): regulation of cell cycle
Cellular component (GO): nucleus
Source: RefSeq, a predicted model, not a curated record